Molecule: messenger RNA, 1254 nt
Organism: Durusdinium trenchii
Lineage: Eukaryota; Dinophyceae; Suessiales; Symbiodiniaceae
Source: the annotation of a GenBank genome assembly
AUGGGAGUUUUGAAGACACCAGGGUCAGCCUUCCUUUUGCUCCAAAACCACACAGGUCCCAGCCUCACCGAAGCGCUGUUGCCGCAGCGCUUGGCGCAAAACGCCCUGGUGGACGAGUUGGGACGCGCGGGGUCCUCGCGCUUGCACUACCGGCGAGUGGGUGGAAAGAGCUUGGAGCUCAUUUCGGGCACUGGCCCCAGCGAGGGGUGGAUCAGCACGCAGAUCGCGGGGAAGACGCUGGCAGUGAAGCUGGAAGAAGCACCGGGAGCAGCGGCCGACGGGAGCUGGAGCACUGAGGGCACUGGGAGCAUGCCACCCGAGCUGGCGACUAUCCUGGAGAAGGGCACCAAACAUGUGACCGCUUGUGCCUGUGAUCAGGAGGACCUACAGAUGUUCCAUGCGAUUCGGCAAGAGCUUUCGCAAGGGCAACGGCCCUUCAGUGGGAACUGGCGUCCUGCCAAUGAUGGGAAAUGGAAGACACCUUGGAGGAACGGCUUGGGAAGCGAACAAGUGGAGGCCGCCGACGGGCAGAAGCUGCCGUACCUGGCCAAGACCUUGCGGAAGCUCAUGGACAUGGUGAAUGCUGAGAUGUUGCAGUGGUGGGCCAACUUCUAUGAGGAUGGCUCGGUGGGUUGCGAGUUCCAUCACGACGGGCACGCGGAACACAACAUCACCGUGGGCGCCUCCUUUGGCGCUGCCAGGUUGUUGACCUUCCACCACGAGGACACUGGAGCUGAGAGGUCGUUCCUGCAGCGGAACGGCGACAUCUUUGCCUUCGACCACUCGGUGGACGAGAAGUUUAUGCACGGGGUUUACCCGGUGGAGGACGAAGCCCUGGGUCCUCGGAUCUCGGUCAUCAUCAUGGGUCGCUUACGCCCCAACAGCGGCCUCCACCGGAGCUUCGUCCAGGAUCAGCGAGAAAACCGCCAGAACUUCUUCCAUGAUUGCAUUGAACGAUUCAGAAGACUCGAAAAGUCUAUCGAAACUCAGGAGGCCACUCUGCUUGAAAAGGAGUCUUACCACUCGGGGUGGUGUUCCAGAGUUUCAAGGAGGCCUCCUUGCGGAAGCUCUUGGAAGAAACCGCGAUGCAGGCACUGGAAGAAGAUGUUGGAGAACUGCUGGAAAGAAAGCAUUCCAGCAAACAGAGCAUGCAACUCCUGCUGGAAGAGUUCAACAGGAACACAUCCAGGCGAGCCAAAUGAAGGAAUGAAGGGAGGCACAAGCCACUGUUUGGUAUGUUUAGGGGGAAUAUAG